AGCCGAGGGCCAGCGGGGGCGAAGCAGGUAGUGUUGACGUGAGCUGUAAGAGUUUGGGGGUUAGUUAAAAAAAAUCCGCGAGAUUUCUCAUCGUUCAGCUACCUCGGUUACUCCUUAAACAUGGUUGCAAAGCAGAGGAUACGCAUGGCUAACGAGAAGCACAGCAAAAACAUCACACAACGAGGAAACGUGGCAAAAUCUUCAAGAGGCUCACAAGAUGAAAAGGCGGCAGUAGGACCGUGGCUCCUAGCUUUAUUCGUCUUUGUAGUAUGCGGAUCAGCCAUUUUCCAGAUUAUUCAGAGCAUCAGAAUGGGCAUAUAAGGAAGCAAGCUAGCCAUCAUCACUCAGCAUUCCACCCUUUGUUCUUCCCGCUGUGCUGGAAAGGCCGAAGAUCACCUGUCUAUUUCUGAAGUCUUAUUUAAAACAUGUUGCUGUUGUCACAAUAUUCUGAUCUCUUGUGCCUUACAAAAAUAGUGGUAAAAUGGAAGAAAACAUUUGUAGUUAAAAUUAAAAUAAAUAAAAAAAUCAAGCCAUAUCUUAUAGAACAUUCCAGCACAGGAUUACUUUUUUCUUUCUUUCUUUUUUCCUUUUUUUUUAAAACCAAGUUUACUGAUGCAUCUGCCUUAUUAUUGCUAGACAUUCUUUCAAUAUUUGUAUUCUUGGUUUUUCCAUUUGUUUCUGAGGAUUAUUUGAUGGUUCAUUCUAGGCUGUUUCUGUAUACCAUGCAAUGUGUAUAUGGGUGCCAAAAUAUGAGGUUUUAAUUUAGGCCAGAUAAAUACGCAAGUUGUCCUGAAUGAAUGCAAUAUAAUUAUGUAAACUAUUUGGAGCUCUACACCUUGUAUUCAUUCCUGUCUAUGUUUAAUGCUGUGCAUUCUUUGAACUGUAUUUUGACAGAAAUAAAUGAAGGUGUUUAGAAUCAAGUUUGUUUAUUGGACAGUUGCAAAAUGUUUCUGCUUUCCAUCUGAAUGUCCUUUUAACAAAUAAAAAGAUUACGUUUUUA
This is a messenger RNA of Electrophorus electricus (electric eel), 1000 nucleotides long. RefSeq names its product stress-associated endoplasmic reticulum protein 1 (gene serp1). The record is from RefSeq and is a predicted model, not a curated record. Gene Ontology annotation, cellular component: endoplasmic reticulum. Gene Ontology annotation, biological process: endoplasmic reticulum unfolded protein response. NCBI's taxonomy places the organism in Eukaryota, Metazoa, Chordata, Actinopteri, Gymnotiformes, Gymnotidae.